AUGGAUUAAGAUUAAUCAAUUAAAUUGGAGGACAUUCAAUAUACUAAUUUCACAGAUUAUGAUUAAAUACCUAAAAUUAUGCCAAUGAUUGAUGCAGAAUUAUCAGAACCAUAUUCUAUUUAUACAUACAGAUAUUUUCUAUAUGGUUGGCCUGAAUUAUCAAUUUUUGCAUACUAUAAAAAUGAAAUUAUUGGGGCGAUUUCUAUUAUCAAAAAUUAUAGGUAGUAAUUGGAAAAUUAGAUAAACAUCAUAAAUCAGGCAGAAAUAGAGGUUACAUAGCUAUGAUUGUAGUAGAAAAGAAAUAUAGACGUCUUAAAAUAGGCAGAAUUUUAGCAUAAAAAUUUAUUGACAAAAUUAAAGAAAAAGGUACGUGAAGAAAUCGUUCUUGAAACUGAAUAAACUAAUCAUGCUGCAUUAAGAUUGUAUGAAUCUCUUGGUUAUGCCAAAAUGAAAAGAAUGUAAACCUAUUACAUGUCAGGUAAUGACGCAUUUCGAUUGAAAUUGUUCCUUGUGGAUCCUCUACAAUCUCGUUAGAAAAGUGAAUGA
Paramecium sonneborni is the source of this 546-nucleotide messenger RNA. The record is from the annotation of a GenBank genome assembly. NCBI's taxonomy places the organism in Eukaryota, Ciliophora, Oligohymenophorea, Peniculida, Parameciidae.